Actinia tenebrosa (Australian red waratah sea anemone) is the source of this 1746-nucleotide messenger RNA. RefSeq names its product adrenocorticotropic hormone receptor. Gene Ontology annotation, molecular function: melanocortin receptor activity. Lineage: Eukaryota; Metazoa; Cnidaria; Anthozoa; Actiniaria; Actiniidae. Gene Ontology annotation, cellular component: plasma membrane. Gene Ontology annotation, biological process: G protein-coupled receptor signaling pathway. The record is from RefSeq and is a predicted model, not a curated record.
AGACAUUGACGUCGAUGUUAAACGUGACACACAAGCCUGCUAACUAACGACACCAAAUUAUUCAUGAAAGUAGUUAAACAAUAUGAUAUCCAAGAAAACAAAAACGCGGGUAAGUGAAUCGUAGUUUCUGUAAUUAGAACCGUCAUGAACAACAGCACAGAGGCUUGUUCCAGCUACCAGUUUUCGCCAUCUUUUCUAGUUCUUGGAACACUUAGUGGCAUCUCCUCUGUUUUUUCCAUCGUGGGGAAUUCUGUUGUGUUAUGGACAGUGUACAAAACAGAGGCAUUGCAAUCUGUGUCGAAUUUUUUCAUUGCUUCACUAGCGUUAGCAGAUCUCUUGGUGGGCUUGGUUCUCAAUCCUAUCCUCAUCGUUCGUGCCGUAGUUUAUGGUUAUCAGAUGUACACAAACAUCAUUCCACAUGGUUUUGAUGUAGCUGAGGAUUAUCUCUGGAUCCAAUGUCUCUUGAUAUCAACGUUUAGUUUUACUACCAUAAGUAUUGAUCGGUUUAUCGCCAUCACACGGGCAAUGUACUACGAGACAGUCAUGACUACCCGUCGAUGUCAGAUCAUCAUCGUCUUCUUAUGGACCUCAUCGCUGUCAAUCGCUUUGUUAAGGGUCUUUUUGAGAGGGAAAGACUUACCAUGGCUAUGGUUAGCAACUAUCAUUCUUGCAUGCUUAUUCCCUCUUUGCAUUACUUGUUACUGUUAUACUGCGAUUUUCAGGACCGCAAGAUUGCAGAUAAGGAACAUCGCUAGUCUAUCGAAUACGCAAGAACAGGAGCAACACUCCAAAGCGGUAAAGAACACCAAAGCAGCGUUCACAAUAGCGAUUGUUAUUGGAGUGUUCGCCAUCUCAUAUGCUCCUAGUGUAGUAGUAGCUUGUGUUAGUCUUACAAUUAAAGGCAAGUGUGCGCAUUUAUACAACGAAACCACAGAAUGGCCGUGGGCCUGUUUGGUAGCCUACUGUAGCAGUGCUAUCAACCCUUGGAUUUAUUCCAUAAGAUCUCAAGAGUUUAGACAAGCAAUAAAGAGAGCCUUUUUAAGACCAGUGGCAGAUGAUAGAAAGAGGACUUCACUAAAGAUGCCAAAAAGACCGGUGAACGAGAACAGUACCCAAAAAAUGUCUUGAAAGAAUAAAAGUGCAUAUGAGACCAGGCAGGCUGAGCACUUGGGAAAAAAUCGUAGACAACUGAGCUAUAUGAGGCCUUUUUCCAUCCCGGGAUUUGUGAGACAUACAUGUUGAAGAGUGUGACGACAGAGAAUUUUAGCCGAGUUAAUGAUUAGCUCAACCGUUCAAUAUUUAAUUCAAUUUAGUCAAUAAGUCAAAUUCAAGCYCAGUUGGUCAUAAUAGCAGGAUAAAAGUUAUAGUAACUUUAGGAAGUCUUUUCUUACUACAAAGGAUAACGAGUUAAUCCGCAGCAAUAGAUUGUGCAUGGCUGAAACAAUGCGCUAACAAAUCGGUUCCGAUUGUAACGAUCUCACGGGAAUAUUCGGGUUAGUUCGCGUAUUGUUUAGCCAUGUSCUCAUUAGCGCUAAAUCUUCAUUAACCUACGAUCUCUUUAGAAAUUAGUUUAGUUUUGUUGGAUACGCGGUUGCCACAGACGCUUAAAUCUGGGUUGUCCUUAAAUAUCAUUUUAAUAUUUUAGCUUAGGAUAUUUAUUUUCCUAGCGUGUGAUAUUUACGAUUUCAAGUUGUAUUAGUUAAAAUUAUUCAGUCGUGCGAUUCAAUAAAUUGUUUUGUAAAGUUA